AUGUCACGUUCAGCUCACCACCUCGAGUACGCCAGCCCUCUCGUCCGUGCCCCUUCCCCCGCCAGCACAGUCGGCAGCGUGCAUGGUCCCGACCAGACCUCGGAUGAUGGGCUCGAUGAUCGGGCCUUUGAGCGAAAAAUGGAGGAGAAGCUCAAACUGCGUCAAUCUCUGCACGAGGAGGAGAUUGCCAACAAGGAGCCACUCAUUCGACGUCCCGGCACUGCGCGCGAGGAACGAGAUCUUUCCGAACGCAUAAUUCGAGAACUCCGCGCCAAAGUCACAGAGAUCGAGGAUAACGAGUUGUUUGAGCAAACCAUGUUACGGGGCUCUCAAGCAGGGAUCGAGCAAUACACUAUCCCAACAGACGUGGACGCAGUCAUGCUCAGCAUGAUGCCUCAGCCGGGCACAUCCUUGACGCUGGAGCAACAGCAGAUGACGAAUGGGCCGUGGAACCAGGUCCAAGGCGUGUAUCAGUUCGAAGGGCUCAACGGGCCGGCCACGCCGUCCAAAACACCCGCCAAACGGGCGACAAAAGGCAAAGGGAAGAGCCGCAAGUGACAUACUGCAAGCAUUGGCCGAAAUCGCACAUACCAUGUAUUAUCUAGCCGCAUAAUAUGUAUCCUGGCAGUGUACGUCC
This is a messenger RNA of Mycena citricolor, 637 nucleotides long. The record is from the annotation of a GenBank genome assembly. NCBI's taxonomy places the organism in Eukaryota, Fungi, Basidiomycota, Agaricomycetes, Agaricales, Mycenaceae.